AUGGACUCCCUACAACCCAGUCGCCGACCUCCCCUUGCAAACACAUGCAUCCGGGGCCAUCUCCCUGCCCGGCCGUGCGGCGCUGAUAGUAACAAGACUCGUCUAGUGGUCGACUUCUACCAGCAAAUUGAAGCACAACUGCCCUUACGUCUCGUGAAUAUCCCCCAAGCAGCCAGGAUUGUAGGGUUAGGACAUGUUUACGCAACACAGCCAAUGGGAUUGUCUUGGAAGGAGCUCAGUAUUUCGUGGGCUGUCUUCCGCGCUGUCACUGUUCACCUGGACAUUCCCCUGGACUCACCCCUGUCCAAUGUCAAAAACGCCAUUUCGGCCCAGGCGAUAACACUUGUCGCUGCUGUUGAUGAGGCUUACGCCCUGGGAGUGGCUUCUGCCGCCCGACUAUUGACGCUUCCUGCAAAGUUACACGUCUCUGGGGGCAUUACUUCGCCGACCGUCCGGGACCGCAUACGUUCAGAAGGCGCGGAGCCUCUUUUGGACUCUGGCACCGUGGUCGAAACAAUUGCAGCAGCCAAGGCGAGCGCAGCCCGUAUCAAUAAUGCCAUUUUCCAGGAUUUCUUGCGUUUCUCAGAGCCGAACGCGACUUCCAGAUGGAUCGUAGAAGGUUUCUCUCCUUUUUUGCAGGAGGUCGACAAGCAGCUGCGAGCAUCUAAAGUAGAUCUGGUCGUUAUCCCAGUCGGAGCAGGUCUUCUUGCUGAAGCCGUCAUCUCACACUUCCACGAUAGCGUGGGCCAUGGUAACCCCAAGAUUCUCAGCGUCGAGCCUGAUACUGCAGCAUGUUUGUGGAAGAGUCUUGAGGCUAAGGCUUUGGUCACUACGGGGACUGCGCCGACCAUCAUGGGCGAUCUGAGACGUGGCGAAAUUGCAGAUGAUUCAUGGGACAUUCUGCGUAACGGCAUCGACGUUGCCGUCACUGUCUCCGACUUCGAAGCUCACCAGGCUAUACUCGACCUUGAGAAAUGGCACGUUCAAGUCGGACCGUCAAGUGCGGCGACGCUCGCCGCACUUCGGCUCAUUCCCGAAACCAGGCUGGCUAAGCUGGGCCUUUCUUCUGAAUCGACAGCAGUCUUACUAUGCACGGAAGGUCCAGCAGCGUACACUGUGCCACACUUUGUCCAAGGCAAUGAUCCGGUCGCGCUGACUCAAACGCUGGUGCAGAUUGACUCCUCGAGCUCAACAAUUAGCACCAUUCCGGGGCCAGGCGAGACCCAGAUUGCGCACUAUGUCACAGCUUGGAUGGAGCAUCGAAACAUCGAGAGCCACUGGAUUGAGCCUGUCAGGGGGCACCCUUCGGUGGUGGGCGUGGUGAGAGGCACGGGCGGGGGCAAGAGCCUCUUAUUCAAUGGCCAUCUCGACACGGUGACUCUCAAGACAUACGAAGGCGAGCCGUUGUCGGGCGUAAUCUCAGACGGCAAGCUCUUCGGUCGCGGUUCUGCUGAUAUGAAAGGCGGUCUCGCGGCGGCAAUGGUUGCCUUGGCCAGUGCCAAGUCGAUGAAGAUUCGUGGCGAUGUCCUCCUCACUGCUGUGGCGGAUGAGGAAGGGUACAGUGUUGGGACGAGCGACGUUCUCUCCGCAGGCUGGAGGGCCGACGCAGCUCUGGUCAACGAGCCUACCAACAUGGAAAUACUGCAUGUGCACAAAGGCUUCGCCCUUCUCGAGGUCAACAUCUAUGGAGUGGCUGCCCAUGGCUCACGCCCGGACUUGGGCGUGGAUGCCAUCUGCAAAGCUGGAUACUUCCUCGCUCAGCUGGACCAAUUUGCUCAUCGUCUCCAGCACGGCCAGGGGAGCAAUCCCAAGAUUGGACCAGGGAGCAUCCACGCCUCCAUUAUCAAGGGAGGCGAGGAAGUUGCUUCCUAUCCUCACUUCUGCAAUAUUAUUCUCGAGCGGCGCACUGUUCCAGGAGAAACACCGGCUAUUGUAGAGGAGCAAGUCCGUGAUAUACUACAGUCGGUGGCCGACUCGGUGGCCGACUUCAAGUUUGACCUCAAGCUGACAUUUCACCGACCUCCGUUUGAGCUUUCUUUAGAUCAUCCGUUUUUCAAGCUUGUCAAGGACGUGGUCAGCGAGUCGACAGGGAGCGAGGCCGUCGUUGCUGGUGCGCCCUACUGGACAGAUAGCGCACUUCUCGCGGCUCAGGGAAUCCCGUCUCUGAUCUGGGGUCCUACAGGAUACGGAUUACAUGGAAAGGAAGAAUGGGUCGAGAUUGAAUCCGUUGGCAAAGUGGCAACUGGCUUAUCAGAAAUUAUCCGCCGUUUCUGUGAAUAA
Messenger RNA from Clonostachys byssicola, 2280 nucleotides. NCBI's taxonomy places the organism in Eukaryota, Fungi, Ascomycota, Sordariomycetes, Hypocreales, Bionectriaceae. The record is from the annotation of a GenBank genome assembly.